CGCUCACGGAGCGCCGUCGGCACCGCCGCUGGGGCAGCCCCCGCAUAGAAAAUGGCGCGGAUAGAAACGGCAAUGAGCCCCACGACGGAGGACGAGGACAGCCCCGCGCGCCGUUUAACUCUAGGCCUGCCGAACGCCCGCUUCUCGGACCUGGGAGCGUCGGCCGGAGCGAGCACGCCCCAGAGCCCGGCCUGGCCCGAUCAGCUGUGUGAGCAGUACGAUAUCCAGAGGGUUAUAGGGAGGGGCGCGUCGUCGCAAGUCUUCGCCGCGACGCAUAAGAGCAGUGGAGAAAAACGAGCAGUGAAGCGCAUCUACAAGCCCAAGUGCUGCCGGACGGCGCGCGCUACUAGACGACUGCGGGACGAGGUCCGCGUUUUGUCGCAGAUACGACAUCGACAUAUCGUGGAGAUGCGCGAGGUCUUCGAAACGCCUUCAGAGCUGUUUGUGGUCAUGGAGCGCUGCGAGGGCGGGGAAUUGUUCGAUCGCAUCGUGGCCAAAGGUUCAUUCAGUGAAGCGGAAGCUGCUACCGUGAUGCGGCAAUUACUCAGUGCGUUGGCCGACUGCCACCGACGGGGCGUCUUGCACCGUGAUGUCAAGCCAGAGAACUUACUACUAACGUCCAGCGAAGGGUGGGAGCUCAAACUCUCAGAUUUUGGGUUGGUGAAGACUUUAUCUGAUAUGGAUGAAUUUAGCGAAGAGGAAAUUGUCAGUCCUGAUAGCAUAGAUGAGACGGCGCAGCGGUUUCGACGAGCCGAGACGCAUACGCUGUGCGGUUCACCGUAUUACAUGGCUCCCGAGGUCUGCGGGAGAGAAAAGUACGGCCCUGCUGUUGAUGUUUGGAGUUCAGGUGUGGUGCUGUUCAUCUUAUUGACGGGAGCCCCGCCCUGGGAGCGGCCGCCGCAGUUCGGCUCCGCGCCCGACCUCGAUGUCGGGAGAGAUCUAGGACAUGUCUCGUCGGACGCCGUCGACUUGAUCCUAAGGAUGCUCCGGCCGUUCCCGGGCGAUCGCUGCACGGCCCAGGAAGCUUUAUCGCAUUCAUGGUUCAAGCGCGAGGAGCGGAAUCGAUUAUCGUCACCUCGAUACGCGCCGCAGCUCAAACUUUUCCAAGAGAAGCGGAAACGACGGCGCGACUCCGCGGCAUUGGACCUCACGCCGAUGAACCGCGCGCUGCCGCACAUCGACAAGCGCGGGAGGUCGGACGACUCCAAAGAACCCCCUCUAGAGUACGACACGCUGUCGUCCGACGGUUCUGACUACGGCGGCGACGAGCCGCCGCAUCUAUUGAAUAGAGACGACUCCCUGUCCAUGGACAACGACUUCUCCUGACAAGUAUAUAAGGAGCUUUUUGUUAGUAUAAA
Messenger RNA from Pelagomonas calceolata, 1358 nucleotides. The record is from the annotation of a GenBank genome assembly. NCBI's taxonomy places the organism in Eukaryota, Pelagophyceae, Pelagomonadales, Pelagomonadaceae.